CAAAUAAGGGUAACUCCUGGCCUCACGUGUCAAGACGGAGCUAAAAAGAACCCAGCGAACAGCUGAGCGCUCGAGUGUGUGUGUGUGUGUGUGUGUGUGUUCAUUCACAGGCGCGCGCGCGGCUCGAGCGUCUUUGUCUGUGCACGCGCGCUGUGUGAUAACACCAGCAUGACACGAUUCUCUUACUCCGAAUAUAUCGCAUUAUUUCGAUCAAAUGACAUUAAAAGAAACUCGCCGCCGCAGAAAAUAUCAUCAUCUGAACGCGCUGCACACCGCGACGAGGAGCCGACAGAAGUGCGUUCUGCGGUCAGAAGAGCUGAAGCGUGUGACUCUGACUGUGACUGGACGGCUCUGCAUGAAGCGGCUGACGGCGGACACACACACAGCGUUCAGGCUCUGCUGACAGAUGGUGGCGUGUGUGUGGACAAGCGCACGCUACAGGAGCAGACGCCGCUGCUGCUCGCCGUCCAGGGCACACACCUGGAGUGUGUGAGGACUCUUCUGGAGGCAGGAGCCGACCCCGACAUCAGCAACAAGAACAAAGAGACGCCUCUUUAUAAAGCGUGCGAGCAGGAGAGUGUGAGCACGGUGAAGCUGCUGCUGGCGUUCGGUGCGGCCGUGAAUCAGCGCUGUUAUCACGGCUGGACCGCGCUGCAUGAAGCAGCGAGACGAGACAACACUGAGCUCUGUGAGACGCUCCUGAGGGCCAGAGCCGCUGUAGACGCCCGCAACGCUGACCACGUCACACCUGCGAUAGAAGCGGCUCGACUCGGACGCACAGAAGCGCUCGCUCACCUGAUCAAGAACGGUGCUGAUGUGAACGCUCAGACGUGUGACGGGAACACGGCUUUAACUGAGGCCUGCAGACACGGUCACACACACACGGUCAAGCUUCUGCUCAGACAUCACGCAGACGCCAACCACUCCAGCAGCACCAGACUCCUGCCGCUGCACAUCGCCAGCCAGCACGGACACCAGGAGAUUGUGUCCUUAUUGCUCCCGAUCACCAGCCGGGUGAGGAUUCGUCAAAGCGGCAUCUCUCCACUCCAUCUGUCAGCGGAGCACGACCAGUGGAUCCUCAUGAGUCUCCUGAUUGAGUCAGGGUUUGAUGUUAACAGCAGACUCUCUCAGGAGUGCUCGGCCAGGUUCCAGGACCGGCGUGUUUCGGCUCUGUACUGCGCCGUCGCUGCCAGGAACACGCGGGCUGCUGCUGUCCUGCUGAGGGCCGGUGCGGAUCCCAACAUGGACCCCUGCAGCCCGCUGCUGCUAGCGGUGCGUCACGGCUGUCUGGAGACUGUAGCGCUGCUGCUGGAGCACGGGGCCCAUGUGAACGCUCCCCUGACCGCAGGGCUCCCAGCAGUGCUGCUUGACAUUCAUCAGCUGGACGUCCUGCAGUGUCUGCUGGACAAGGGCUGUGACGCUCGGGCCUGCUUCAGCUGCACACAUCACAGCGGAGAGCACACACACUUCAGGAGCCAGCCGGAGAACACCACACACACACACACACACACACACACCGCUGAACCUGAGCUCAAGUUCUGUGACUGGAUCUGGUCCUCCUCCUGGAGACACUCGGCCGGGCGGAUCAUUGAUUUGCUGCUGGACUAUGUAGGAAACGUUCAGCUCUGCAGCAGGAUCAGAGACCUCCUUCUGGACCAACCGGAGUGGACCAGCAUUAAGGAGAAAACAUCGUCUCCUCGGGACCUGAAGCAUCUGUGUGGGCUGAGGAUCCGAGAGCAGCUGGGGCCCCUGAGACUGAGAUCAGUGGAGGCCCUGCCGCUGCCGGGGCCCAUGCUGCGGUACCUGAGCUGCAGAGGCAGAAGCGGCACUCAGCAUCAGCAGCAGCUCUGAAGGCAGAGGUCUGAGGCAUAUUCAGACGGUGCUCGCCAGAUUUUCGUGGAUUGUGAUUUAUGUAUUUAUACCUUUAAUUUAUCAUGACAUUUUCUAAGUAUUAUGUUUGUGCUUGAUGCACAGUUUUAUGUAGUUUGUGUGAAAAUGCUGAGUAUGAUGGUGUGAUCAGAAUAAAAGUGCUGCUUGAGUGUAGGAUCUCGCGUCAUUGCUUUAAUUAACAGACAGUGUACAACAGUCAGUCGUUACCAGUUUUAAUCAGCUAAUUCAGCCUGGAUUACCAUCAGGUGUUUAGUGUGACAACAUCUCUAACUAAAACCUUAAUAAAUAAUCUCUACCUCACAGGCAAUGAAGGAUGCAGUUUCAGGAAGGGUUGAGCUGUA
Messenger RNA from Carassius carassius (crucian carp), 2231 nucleotides. It is a transcript of the gene asb2b, whose product is annotated as ankyrin repeat and SOCS box containing 2b. Bases 169 to 1851 code for a protein of 560 amino acids. The transcript has 8 exons. Gene Ontology annotation, molecular function: protein binding. Gene Ontology annotation, biological process: intracellular signal transduction. The record is from RefSeq and is a predicted model, not a curated record. Lineage: Eukaryota; Metazoa; Chordata; Actinopteri; Cypriniformes; Cyprinidae.